GUGAGUGCGGAUGUGCUGUGUGGUAUCAGUGAAGCCAUGUGCACAAUAAUAGGAUCAUAUUCGCUAAUGGGCAGGGAUUGAUGUAGAUGGGAGUGCGUCUGAAACAGUGGGAGAUGCUUAAAAAUGGCCUGACCCUACGUCAGAACACUUUAUAUCUUCACCAUCCUGCAAGGAAACGAGUGUUUGGUUCGUGAUUCUUCAGGUUUGACACCUCGCCACGAGCAGACAACCGAAAUAAAAAAGACUGAGAAAAUGGGCGAGCCAAAAUCGUAUCUGUUUGAUCAGGGAAGAAAACUCCCUUUCACAAUAGUGGGGUUGAGAAGAGAAAUGUCAAUGGCUCAUAUUUGACCAGUGCUCACACUGGAAGAGUUAAUGGAGGGUGAAACCAUGAGGACUCUUCAGCCAGUGAAAAAGUCCAUCCUCUUUCUUGUUCCCUGUCUUCUACUGCUCUACUUCUACAACAGUUGGCUGACGGGAUUCCAGCCUGUGAACACCGUCCAUCCCUACAUCCUCUGCAAAAACAGCAGCGGCUACAGCCACAACGUGACCAUUUUGCUUUGGCACUUUCCUUUUGGUGUAUCGAUGAAGUUAGAUGGUGAUGUAUGCUGGGAUCUCUACCACAUUCCUCGCUGUAGACUGGUGGACCAGCGCUCCGCCAUCUCCUACGCUGACGUGGUGGUCUUCCACAACAGAGAGCUCGUUAUGGGUCAUGAGAAGCUGCCCUUGGACCAUGUGUGUCCGCAGCAUCAGAGGUGGGCCUGGAUGACCCUGGAGUCUCCAGUUAACAAUGGAAACUUGAGACAAUUCUCAAAUAUCUUCAACAUGACCAUGACCUACAGGAGGGAUUCUGAUGUCCCUCUGCCCUAUGGGAUGAUUCUGCCAAAGGCUGAGGCUGAGGAAGCACAGCUGGAAGUUGUACCUCUGAAUAAGAGCUCUCUCAUCUGCUGGGUUGUCAGCAAUUACCAGAGCCACUACAAAAGAAGCCAGGUUUACCAAGAGCUCAGUUCACUGGUUCCUGUCCAGGUUUACGGGAAAUGGAGCAAGAAUUACCUUCGGGAUUCCAAGCUCUUACCUACCAUUUCUCACUGCUAUUUUUAUUUGGCCUUUGAGAACUCUAUUGCAACAGAUUAUAUCACAGAGAAGCUGUGGAAGAAUGCCUUCCAGGGUGGAGCAGUUCCAGUUGUCCUCGGUGCACGUUUGAGCGACUACAGAGCCGUAGCACCACCUCAUUCGUUCAUCCACGUGGAUGACUUCACCUCGGUCAAGGAUUUGGCCAAGUAUCUGCAGCAGCUGGCCAAGGACGAAAAACGCUACCGGGAGUAUUUUACCUGGAAAGAAAAGUGGGAAGUGAAGCGUUUCACCGACUGGAGGGAGAGACUCUGUCAGAUAUGUCUGCACUUUGACACUUUACCUGAACAUAAAGUUUACCCCGAUCUCAUGGCCUGGAUGAGCUCCUGAAAACCUGUUGAGUUUUUUGGGGUGGUGCAAGCGAACAAGGACAAUUUGUAUCAGCUAAACAGCUGUAAAUUACAUAACAAUGUUUUGAGAAAGGAAUAAAAACUACAUUAUUGCCUUUUAAA
Molecule: messenger RNA, 1580 nt
Organism: Cynoglossus semilaevis (tongue sole)
Lineage: Eukaryota; Metazoa; Chordata; Actinopteri; Pleuronectiformes; Cynoglossidae
Gene: fut7
Product: fucosyltransferase 7 (alpha (1,3) fucosyltransferase)
Exons: 3
Coding region: 373-1458 (361 amino acids)
Cellular component (GO): membrane
Molecular function (GO): alpha-(1->3)-fucosyltransferase activity
Source: RefSeq, a predicted model, not a curated record